Molecule: messenger RNA, 5698 nt
Organism: Oncorhynchus nerka (sockeye salmon)
Lineage: Eukaryota; Metazoa; Chordata; Actinopteri; Salmoniformes; Salmonidae
Product: polypeptide N-acetylgalactosaminyltransferase 2-like
Exons: 16
Coding region: 135-1835 (566 amino acids)
Biological process (GO): protein O-linked glycosylation
Cellular component (GO): Golgi apparatus
Molecular function (GO): polypeptide N-acetylgalactosaminyltransferase activity
Source: RefSeq, a predicted model, not a curated record
GUUUCCUGCUUUUUCUGCUGGACUGCCAAAACUGCACUGAAUAUUGCUCGUCGAUAGCAGGCACACAGCUCGGAUAUAGGACGCUUUAAUCAAAGCAUAAGGCUGUCGGACAUUUAUUUCACAUUCAGACAGCAAUGCGAAGGAAAUCGAGAAUGUUACUAUGCUUCGCGGUCCUGUGGGUGCUUGGCAUAGCAUAUUAUUUCUAUUCGGGAACAACGUUAAAUCGAAAGGAUGACUGGAAUGCUAUUGACUCAUCAAAUCAGGCCCAGGUCCACCGCAACGCAGAUGACCAAACCCACAGCCUGGAGACACUACCCUCAGGCAAGGUGAGAUGGCAAGACUUUGACCAGGACCUAUAUGUUGGUGCUACGGUGGUGCGGCCAGGGCAGGAUCCCUACGCCCGCAACAAGUUCAACCAGGUGGAGAGUGACAAGCUGAGGAUGGACCGCGGAGUCCCUGACACCAGACACGACCACUGCCGGCAUAAACAGUGGAAGACAGAGCUGCCUGCUUCUAGUGUGAUCAUCACUUUCCACAAUGAGGCCCGCUCGGCUCUGCUCCGCACCGUGGUCAGUGUUCUUAAGAAGAGUCCCCCCCACCUUGUCAAGGAGAUAAUCCUGGUUGAUGAUUACAGUGACAACCCUGAAGAUGGAGCCUUGUUGGGGAAAAUUGAGAAGAUCCGGGUUCUUCGAAACGAUCGACGAGAAGGUCUGAUGAGAUCGCGGGUGAGAGGGGCCGACACAGCCACUGCCAGUGUUCUCACCUUCCUGGACAGCCAUUGCGAGUGUAAUGAGCACUGGCUGGAACCACUCCUGGAAAGGGUGGUAGAGGACAAAACGCGUGUUGUUUCCCCCAUCAUCGACGUCAUCAACAUGGACAACUUCCAGUAUGUAGGCGCCUCGGCCGAUCUCAAAGGAGGAUUUGAUUGGAAUCUGGUCUUCAAGUGGGACUAUAUGACCGUGGAGCAGAGGAGGGUGCGUCAAGGAAACCCCACUGCUCCAAUCAAGACUCCCAUGAUUGCCGGCGGCCUCUUUGUCAUGGACAAGGACUACUUUGAGUUGCUGGGGAAGUACGACAUGAUGAUGGAUGUGUGGGGUGGAGAGAAUCUGGAGAUCUCUUUCCGCGUGUGGCAGUGUGGCGGCAGUCUAGAGAUCAUUCCCUGCAGUAGAGUGGGACACGUCUUCAGGAAGCAGCACCCAUAUACCUUCCCUGGGGGCAGUGGCACUGUGUUUGCUAGGAACACGAGGCGAGCAGCAGAGGUGUGGAUGGAUGAGUUUAAGAACUUUUACUACGCCGCUGUGCCCUCGGCCCGAAACGUGCCUUACGGCAACAUUCAGAGCAGGAUGGAGAUGAAGAAGAGGCUUGGCUGCCAGCCAUUCAAGUGGUACUUGGAGAAUGUGUACCCUGAGCUGCGGGUCCCUGACCAUCAGGACAUUGCCUUUGGAGCUCUGCAGCAGGGAGGGAACUGCUUAGACACUCUGGGACACUUUGCAGACGGAGUGGUGGGGGUCUACGAAUGCCACAAUGCUGGGGGAAAUCAGGUACCAUUCAGGGCUCAGGAAUGGGCGCUGACCAAGGACAAGUCAGUGAAGCACAUGGACCUGUGUCUGACGGUGGUGGAUCGCACUGCUGGCUCACAAAUCAAAAUGCAGGGCUGCAGGGAAAACGACAGCAGACAGAAAUGGGAGCAGAUUGAGAGCAACUCCAAGCUGCGGCACGUUGGCAGCAACCUGUGCCUGGACAGCCGCAGCGCACGUAAUGGGGGGCUGACAGUAGAGGUGUGCAGCCCCAACCUCAACCAGCAGUGGAAGUUCACACUCAACCUCCAGCCCUAGAGAGAGAGAGAGAUGGACAGACAAACAGAGAGAGAGUGUAUCCCCCACCAGCACCACAUCCUCUCCUCCCUGGAGCCAAACAGACUAGAGCCACCUAUUACCAACACACACACAGAUGGACGGACAGACUGAGGUCCCAGGAGGGGCCACAACACAGAGGGAAGCAGGAUAUUGAAACUACAGACUACCAAGUGGGAUGAUGAUGAUUUUAAUGUUGAUGAUGAUUUUAAUGUUGGUGGUGGUGAUGAUGAUAAUGCUUUCCCUCCAACUAUAUACCUCAGCAUUUCAUCUUUAGUCCCCCUCUUUGGAAUGUGAGAAAGUCAUUUUUCUUAUUACAGGCGAAAGAAACUUUCUGGAUGUUUUUUUAUUUUGUGCGUGUCCUUUGUUCUCUCUUUCCACUGAAGUUCUGAAAUGGAUAAGACUAUUAAUUAGUCGUUUUUCUCUCUCUAGUAAUCUGUCUUUGUUGAAUGUAAAAGAUGUAUUCUACAGAGGUUCCCUGACUAGACAAACUGGCCAGGAAGAAAAGUGGAUUGUCUCAGCUGGUUUUGGCCCCUUAAAGUCCUGCUGGUAGAAGGGAAAUGACUCUAUGCACUGUUCCUCUCGUUCACUCAAACGCCUCUCUCCUGAUUGGUGGACUGCUCUGCCAGAGUUGAAAAGAGAUUUAAGAAAAUUAACAAUUUCCAGAGUUUUCAUUCUGCUCCUGUCACGCGUGUUGUAAGAAGGUAGGUCAUCCGAUCAGAAGUGUUCUCUUCGCAGGUCUCUCGUGGAUACUGGUGGGGCCAGGAGUUGUCGAGGGUGUGGAUGUGUCGCUGCUGAAUCGUCACAGAUUGUAGCACUGGCUGCUACGGCUCCUCAGUGUUUGUCCCCUUUGUACAUCACAAUUGAAUGGAACCCCCCCCCAACAAAAUUAUUUUAUAUAUAUAUAUAUAUUCAUUAUGUUUUUCUUUAUAUUUCUUUGUUACUAUUGUUGCAUUCAGACAGUUCUCUUGUGAGUAAAAACAAAUCGACUUACUUUCUAAAAAAACAAAAAGGUUGUCCUUUUCAGUGUCGGUGUUACCAUUGCAUCCAAAUCAGUAUUGGUGAAGAGUUUAUUACAGGGUAAUGUUGGAACCAUCAUUUCCAUUCUCAGAAGUCCACAAAUGUUGUCUCACACAGUGUAUGUAUUUGUGAUUUGACAUGUUAGAAAAUGCCACUUGUUCAGCGCGCUAAGUGACAGACAGCAUGUACGCGGUACAGGGCGAGGCCUUGCUGCAUGUUAUACCAAUACUUCUACGGCUUUUUUCUCCUACAGUUUCUCUUUCUGUCCAUUUGUUUCUCGACAUUACUCGCAUGCUUUGUGAAUGAUGUCUUUGCCUUUUUUGAUAUCCAUCCCAUUUAAAAGAGAAUGUGUCUGUGUGCUAGUGAACAGCUUUCAACAGGUUUCUUGAAGGAGGGCAGGUCAUUCGGCUAUAGUUAACUGCACUCACAAGGGAGAAAAGCAAUAAGAUGUUCCUAUUUCAAUGUCAUUGUUGUGCAUUUAGCAUCUGCUUCGGGACCAUUCUGAUUGGGUUUCUAGAUGUAGCUUGUGAUAUGUGGUACUUUAAACGUUACUGUUUGUUUCUGAGGGGCAGCAGAACCCACCUUUAAUGUGAUGGCCCAAGGAGCCUAUAACGACUAAUGAAAGCAACAAUUAAUCCACUGACGUGACAUUGGUUUUGUCUCGUGGGGGUUCCCCUGAUAUCAAUGGACAUUAAUUUAUUCUAGAAUAGCAAAUGACUUAUUCUUUUGUAAGCCCUCAUUAUAUAUGCAUACAAUUUACCAUAAGAAAUCUGUGUAAGUCCUACACAUCAAUCCCUGUGUGUUCUACACCAUUCUGGUCAAACUUCCUGAUACAAAAGGAAUCUCCAACCAUCAGUACAGAAAUGAGCAUCACAGCGACGGAGCAUAUGCAGCAGCCCCUAUCUGACGCUUGUGGAAAAGGUAUUGCAUUUUAAAAAUGCCAAAGAGAGGUGUCCCACGGUAAGAGAGGUGUCCCACGGUAAGAGAGGUGUCCCACGGUAAGAGAGGUGUCCCACGGUAAGAGAGGAAACAGACCAUAAUAUUUUAUUUGCAGUUCAGAAUGUGAGAUCCGUGUGAGAGCAGGACUAUGAAAUCAUGAGAUGAGUUGGGGGUUGUAUCCUCCGUUAUGAGUUGGGGGUUGUAACCUCCCGUGUGAGAUGAGUUGGGGGUUGUAACCUCCGUUAUGAGUUGGGGGUUGUAACCUCCGUUAUGAGUUGGGGGUUGUAACCUCCGUUAUGAGUUGGGGGUUGUAACCUCCGUUAUGAGUUGGGGGUUGUAACCUCCCGUGUGAGGUGAGUUGGGGGUUGUAACCUCCCGUGUGAGAUGAGUUGGGGGUUGUAACCUCCAUUAUGAGUUGGGGGUUGUAACCUCCAUUAUGAGUUGGGGGUUGUAACCUCCAUUAUGAGUUGGGGGUUGUAACCUCCAUUAUGAGUUGGGGGUUGUAACCUCCAUUAUGAGUUGGGGGUUGUAACCUCCCGUGUGAGAUGAGUUGGGGGUUGUAACCUCCGUUAUGAGAUGAGUUGGGGGUUGUAACCUCCGUUAUGAGAUGAGUUGGGGGUUGUAACCUCCCGUGUGAGAUGAGUUGGGGGUUGUAACCUCCAUUAUGAGAUGAGUUGGGGGUUGUAACCUCCAUUAUGAGAUGAGUUGGGGGUUGUAACCUCCCGUGUGAGAUGAGUUGGGGGUUGUAACCUCCCGUGUGAGAUGAGUUGGGGGUUGUAACCUCCCAUGUGAGAUGAGUUGGGGGUUGUAACCUCCAUUAUGAGAUGAGUUGGGGGUUGUAACCUCCCGUGUGAGAUGAGUUGGGGGUUGUAACCUCCAUUAUGAGAUGAGUUGGGGGUUGUAACCUCCAUUAUGAGAUGAGUUGGGGGUUGUAACCUCCCGUGUGAGAUGAGUUGGGGGUUGUAACCUCCCAUGUGAGAUGAGUUGGGGGUUGUAACCUCCAUUAUGAGAUGAGUUGGGGGUUGUAACCUCCCGUGUGAGAUGAGUUGGGGGUUGUAACCUCCCGUGUGAGAUGAGUUGGGGGUUGUAAACCUCCCGUGUGAGAUGAGUUGGGGGUUGUAACCUCCCUUGUGAGAUGAGUUGGGGGUUGUAACCUCCCGUGUGAGAUGAGUUGGGGGUUGUAACCUCCCGUGUGAGAUGAGUUGGGGGUUGUAACCUCCCGUGUGAGAUGAGUUGACAAGUUUCACAUGGUAAGAGCUUUGAUUGCUAUCAUGUACGUCACUGUUGAUAUUGAAACAAUUCUAAUGUGAAAUUCAGGUGGCCUACAGUACUAAAAGGGAUUGCUCGGGUGAACAUUGUCUACAUGGUGGCAACGGUUGUUCAAGUAUUGAAUCAAGCCUUUUUUGUAAGAUUUGUGUGAAAAUGACAAGUUUGCUGUUCACUUUAGGAUAAAAAAAAAAGAAUCCUAGCAUUACAGCAACAUUUUAAUUGGAUGAAAUGUUUACAUAGCACAAUGUGCCAAAGUUAUUUACUUAUUUGAUUUACAUUGUCAAUACAAGGUGAAGGACGUGCCAUUGGCAUAAUGAUGACGAAUAAUAAACCAAAUCAAGAAAAUAGUAGUUUGGGACAUCAAAUAUGAUUUGUUCCUUUGAUAAAACGGUUUGCUGUAGGAUUCAAAUCACAGGGGAGGCAGCAUGGGGGUAACCAAUGUAAAAGUGUAUGUUUGUAUAUACACUACGUUGAUCUACUGUACAGUAUGAACAAGCAACACCAGUGAGUGGAUCUACUGUACAACGCUUGGAAUUGUUCACUGUUUUAUAGCUAUGGCAAAACUUUUACUUUAAAUUAGGAAAAAUGUACUUAAAUAAAUGCAUUUAUAUAUGAGA